AUGGGAAAAGCGAGCGUCGAUAUUGCGCAACGGGAAAACCUUGAGAAGAAUGCUGAGGAAGAAGACAACAAGGGGAAAAGCCCGGAGAAGAAGUCGCCGAAGAAAAGAAAGCGUGAAGAAUCGGACAGUUCUGAUGAUGAAAAGGCCGGUGCAGAGGGAAGUAGUAAGCGAAAAGCAAAGAAGAAAAAGAAUCAAAUGAAGAACAAAGGCGAAGAAAAUCUCGGGAGUUGA
Messenger RNA from Cooperia oncophora, 231 nucleotides. The record is from the annotation of a GenBank genome assembly. NCBI's taxonomy places the organism in Eukaryota, Metazoa, Nematoda, Chromadorea, Rhabditida, Trichostrongylidae.